UGUUUACAAAUCCCCAGAUUAUUGGUAUGACUGCAGGAUCAUAAGACAAACUGACCAUCCAUGACAUAUUUAUGGACAAUUUUACAGGUAACCUAGUUCUUAUUGAGUGCCUCGUUAGGUUUUAUGUGGAACGACAAACAUCAACUGAUUGGAGGAAUUUUUGUAUUUGAUUGAUUUAAAGUGUAUUCUCUCGUAACAAUUUUUUGUUGAAUACCUAUCAGGAGAGUGAAUGAAUAUAAAAGGGACUAUAUACAAGAGAAUCACCUGAUACAGAAUGGCAGAAGUGGCAGGUGGAGGGGAUGGAACAGUGAGACUGGAAUCGGUCAAAAGCAAACCAGCAGAUCCUUUGGUGAUAGAAAAUGGGGACCUCCAGGAUAACAAUAACAUUGCCAAUAAACAGAAUACAGAGGGUGGUGGUGGUGAGCCAGCCAGUGGGACAGGACCACCAAGUGGUGUCAAAGCAGGCAUUAGCAAAGAUUUAGAUGAUCUGGCUCCAGCUACAAACUUUGUGGUGACGAAGGGAGACGAGGCAGUCAAGCUACGCCUGAGUGACUCUGGCCCCGGUUCAGAGAAGCCUGUCACGGUGCCCUCCAUGCUCUAUCAGACGGUUCAGAGAGUGCCUACCCAUCCAGCACUAGCUGUUAAACGUGGUGGGAUAUGGGUGAAGUGGACCUAUGAGCAAUACUUUAAUGACACACGAAAGGCAGCCAAGGCUCUCAUAAAGCUUGGAUUAGAACCAGUUCAUGGAGUAGGAAUUCUGGGUUUCAAUGCACCAGAGUGGUUUAUUACUAACAAUGCUGCCAUAUUUGCUGGGGGCUUUUCAGUGGGAAUUUACACCACAAACAACCCCGAGGCUUGUAAGUAUGUGGCCCUGAAAGCCAGAUGUAAUGUCAUCGUGGUAGAGAACAAUCAACAGCUGAAGAAAAUUCUCCAGGUUUGGGAGGAACUGCCUGAUCUGAAAGCAGUGAUACAAUAUACUGGAGAAGUGGCAGAGAAACGAGAAAACCUAUAUUCUUGGAAGGAGUUUAUGGAGCUAUCCAGUGAUGUUACAGAUGAUGUGUUACAAGAACGACUUAGUCUACUGGCCCCCAACAAAGCCUGCACCCUCAUCUUUACUUCAGGAACCACAGGGAACCCUAAAGGAGUGAUGCUUUCACACGACAAUUUGACUUGGACAGCAGGGAAGGCUGUCAAUCUUUUGGACUCUGCAUAUGCCUCAGACAGUAUAGUUACUUAUCUGCCCCUAAGUCACAUUGCGGGCCAGAUGACUGAUUUGUAUUUACCCAUCCAUCAUGCGGCCACAGUUUAUUUUGCUCAACCGGACGCUCUUAGGGGGUCACUGCUAACAACUCUAAAAGAAGUCAGGCCCACGGCCUUCCUUGGUGUACCCAGAGUCUGGGAGAAAAUGAUUGAAGGAAUGAAACACAAAGCCAGAGAAUUUGGAUUCCUUAAGAAAAAGUUCAGUGCUUGGGCAAAGGAUGUUGGUUUUAGGACGACAAUGGCAGAGAUGAACCAUGAGCCUGCUCCAGGAACUUUUGCCAUUGCCAACAUAUUGCUUAAAAAGGUCAAGGUAGAAUUAGGUUUUGACCGUUGCAGAUUUUUCAUGUCAGGGGCAGCUCCUAUUAUGAAAGAAACUAUUGAGUACUUUUAUAGCUUACACAUACCACUGAUGGAGGUGUAUGGAAUGAGUGAGAAUUCAGGUCCCCACACCUGUUCCCGCCCAGACAAAUUCAGGACUUGCAGUGUUGGGACAGAGCUCCCGGGGGUGAAAACAAAACUAGCGGACAUGGAUCAGGAGGGAAAUGGAGAGAUUCGUAUGUAUGGGAGACAUGUUUUCAUGGGGUACUUCGAGGAUGAGGAGAAAACAAAGGAGGCUUUUGAUGAAGACCUUUACCUUAUGUCGGGGGAUAUUGGAAAGAAAGACAAAGAUGGAUUCUUGUUCAUCACAGGAAGGAAGAAAGAGUUGAUCAUCACUGCUGGGGGAGAGAAUAUAGCCCCCGUCCUUAUUGAGGACAAUGUUAAGGAGUGCCUCCCAUGUGUUUCUAACUGUAUUUUGAUCGGGGAUAAGAGAAAAUUUCUCUCCAUGCUCAUCACACUGAAGGUGGAUGUAAACCCAGACAAUUUAGAACCUACAGAUAAUUUAACAGCUUUAGCUGUUGACUGGGUUAAAGCCCAGGGCAGUGAUUCCACUAAGGUAUCGGACAUCCUAAAUAACAAAGACGCCACCAUCCUGCGAGCCAUUCAACAGGGUAUUGACAAGGCUAACGAGAGAGCUAUCUCCAGAGCUCAGAAAAUACAAAAAUGGUCCCUGCUUCCUCGAGAUUUCUCUAUCCCUGGGGGUGAACUAGGUCCAACAAUGAAAUUAAGGAGACCCAUUGUGCACAAAAUGUAUGCAAAAACUAUUGAUGCAUUUUAUGAAGAGUAAUGAAAUGAUAAAGUACAUGUAUUCUGUAUGGGCAUGUUAUCACUCAUGAUGAUGUACUGUACUGUAAAACAGUAUAUGAUAUUGUGAUUUUUCAUCAAUACUGCACAUUUAAAUCCUGUUCAUUCAAAGAAAGUGGACUUAAGGUGAGACAACACAUUCCUCAAAAAUUUAUAAUUUUUCCCAAUAAUUUGUCAUUAAAGUAUAGGUACUUAAACAAGUUUCCCCACAAAAUUAGGGUACCUUACCAGGCAUUUGGACAAGAUACCACAGGGUGAUAUUUCUAACAUAUCCCAUAUGGGUAAUCAUCUGAAUGGUCUACAUUGUUGAUGUAUCUAUAUUGAAAACAAUGUAUAAAUCACGAGGGAAUGACAAAUAUGCAUAUUUUUAUAUAAUACCAAGAAAUACGAAAGAUGUAUUUGAGGAACAUGUCGUCUGAACUUAAGAGUCCUGAAAGCAGCCAUAAUAUUAAGUUUUAUUUGUUUAUUUCAUUGUAACUGUUAAUUGUUGAUCAUGGAAUUUAUUUAGUUUGACUUUUCAAGGCAAACUAAAUAAAAAUCUAAGACGAGGCUUAAGGAUUCUUGAAUUGUAAUGGAUAAUCAGGGUCUUUUUUUAAGUUCUAAUUGGCUUUUGUAGUCAGUGCAUGUUUAUUGGGUGUUCUGAAGAAAACUACAGUUGUAAAUUAAGCAAAAUAUUGUCAGACAUUUAUUAAAAAGAGAUACACCAAAAAAAAAAAAUAUGUGCUCAAACUUGAUUUGCAGGAAAUAUGUUUAAAACAAAAUUGAUGCUUCCAUUUAUUGCAGUUGUUGAAUAUUACAAUUAAUAGCUGUCCAUCUGUGUGCAAUUUUAAAGAUCUGAGAGCAUGUUUGGUUGGUUUGCAGAAUUUAGCAAGUUAAAUGUGUUGUAAUCAUUCUGUUAUAAUUCUGUGCAUCAUCACACAUUUAUUUCGUAUGAUUAAUGUUGCAGUAAUUAUUGUAUAUUGUAAACUAACUAAUAUUAUAGAAUUUCUAGAUCAAUAGCCCCACCAGCUCUUUAAAAUUGACUAGGUGACUUAAAAAACACUUGGAAUAGAAGUAUAUUUUCAAUGGUGAUACUAGGGACACUGUUACAUGUACUUCAGUUUUGAUUCUUAACACCAAAACAUUGCUUUUGUACAAAUGAUCACUUCUAAUGAAUUUACCUGAAACAGAGUCAGAAGAUUGAAAUUGCUCAUCUGGCAUCAAAUGAAUCCCAUUUCAUUGAAUUAUUUCUGUAAUUUUUAAGUAUAUCCAGCUUAUAAUUUGAAUUCAACAAUUAAAUCAUAAUUUUUUUUAAAAAUAUUUCAUCAAAUUUCUUAUUGAAUCUCACAUAAGACUUUAAGCUAUAUACAAUAUCUUUGUAUAACUACAGUAUUCUGUGAUAAAGAUGUUGUGGUGUAAGUUUUUGCUGGUAAACAGCAGAUCAUUGUGUACACUUGUACCAAAGACAGAAACCAAAGUUUCAAAAGUACCGGUAUACCAUGGAAUCUCAUGCAGAAAUAACAUGUAUAGGAUCUCCCAUGGUUUCUGGUUGGAUAUUUUUUUAUCCAAUGAGUUUUUAACCAAUUUGUCUAGCAUUAUUUAAAUUUCAAAUAUAUUUUUUUAAGCAUUAAAUUCAGCAUUUAAUUCAGCAGAAUCAUUUGAACAAAUCAAUUCGAGAAAGCAUUGCAGCAUUUCUGUACAAGUUUCACAAUCAUGUAUGAGCCUCUGUAAAUAUUCAUCAAGAAAAAAUCAUAAUUGUUUUUUGGCCAUGUUUAUCAAGAGUCAUCUUUGCUAGCCAAGGGUUCUUGGUCCACUCUGCUCCCCAUAAAUAUUAUUGGGAAUGGAGUGGCCCAGAAACCCUUGGUUAGCGAAGAUGAUGUAUGUUUUGAGUAUUGUUGUGAGGAAGAGUAUGUUGUGUUGUGCACAGCAAAACUUGUUUAGUACGAACACGGAUAUAGCGAAUUCACGAAUAUAGCGAAUUUAUUUUUGGAUCCCCAGCUAUAUAAAUUUAAAGAAUUUCUUAUAUAGAUAUAACGAGUUACGGAUAUAGCGAAGUAAUUUCAUAGGUCCCAGUGACUUCAUUAUAACCGAGUUUUACAGUACAUACUAUCAGGAUGGGGGGGGGGGUGUUAUUAUCUGGUGCUGUAAAAUCACUCUUUUAAGGUCCUUUAUGUUCCUUUAUGUCAUGGUAUAGAGAGAACCACAAAAUGAAGUCCUUCUUGAAAUUUUUUGUGUGAUUAUUUAAAAGAAUAUGUUUCUUCAAUGAUCUAAUAACUUUCAAUCCCCUUGAAACAUUUCCUCCUCAAACCAGAGGGGUAUUCAACAUAGCGAGUGCUUGCAAACAUUUAUGUUGGAGGUACAUUUAUAAGGAAUUUGGGUUAGCGGUCACGAAUGUUCACACUUGAACAGGCCUCAGGAAAAUUUUAUGUCACGAAAAUAAGUGAUUUUGCAGUAUACAUGCAUCAUUGUACAAUGUAAAUAUUUCGAUGCAAUAGAACCUGCUGACGACAAGCUAAACAUUACGAUGAAUGAAUUUACUCUCAUGGUGAAAUGUUUUCCUUCCUAACAGAUUCAAAACAUUUAUGAUCUUGUUAAUAGAUAUAACAAUAAAAUUUUUUUUUUGUUCUUCUCUUGCACUUAACAAAAGAAUACAGAAAUGUUGGAAAAUAAUGAUAGUACAACUUGAACAGCACUUAGUCUAUUUUACAGUGCAUGUGCUCCAAUUUUCAAGUACCGGUAUAUAUACAUGUAUGCAUGAAUUUUAUUUAAUGUUAGUCAUCUAUAAAUAUGAGAAAUGCAGGUGGGAAAAAUAAACAAGAAACAAGCCCCUCCCAUUUUUUUGUGUGAAUAUUAUAUUCUGUUAUUUAGCAAGACGUUUACAAUGGAGUUAAUAAUGUGUUAAAUAAAAUGUAUGUCUUUGUUAAUUGUAUAGCAGCUGUAUAAAGUAUGAACCAAUGAAAAAAAUAAAA
Saccostrea cuccullata (small rock oyster) is the source of this 5390-nucleotide messenger RNA. Its product is annotated as long-chain-fatty-acid--CoA ligase ACSBG2-like. The coding region runs from base 275 to 2425 and encodes 716 amino acids. Gene Ontology annotation, molecular function: long-chain fatty acid-CoA ligase activity. NCBI's taxonomy places the organism in Eukaryota, Metazoa, Mollusca, Bivalvia, Ostreida, Ostreidae. Gene Ontology annotation, cellular component: endoplasmic reticulum; membrane. The record is from RefSeq and is a predicted model, not a curated record. The transcript has 17 exons.